AUGCGCCAGGCAAGUUUCACAGCUGGCAGGGUCUUGCCAGCAAUUCUGCGGCAGCGACACACAGUUUCCAAAGACAAGCAGAGUCGGUACGUGCUGCCGCGCUUCCCACAGCAGAAGCAGGACAUUGACUCGAUGCCUAACAGACAAGGCAGACACAUGGCGGAUCCCCACUACGCAGCCAGUCAACACCCGGCUUGGCUCGUGGCCCUAGCUUCCUUUCGCGUCAUCCACUUUGUUCCGACCUGGCUACCUAAGGUGCCGCUGCGUGGCUCUCGAUUUCUCGGUCACUUCGUACGCACUCAGAACCGCGCCGGGCCGCACAACACCAAUUACACGCACCAUCCAGCGGGCGACCAUUGGCGAGCGAGCCAUGGACGGAAUUUGCUGCGAUGCCGCAGUCCCUUUUGCCGCAUGUGUGCUCUGGCAUCCCAUCAUAUUGGCUGGGAAUGGACUGAGAUGAAAAGGGACUCGGACCUGCAUUUCCACCCUCAGCUGAUGGCAACAGCGUCACAUCGGGAAAAGGCGCUCUGCAUUCUUUCAGGGGCCCAACACGAGCCUCUCGCUGUUGAGAUGACGAGCCGAACUUGUUUGGUACCCUUCGUCACGAAAUCGACGCUUGUCGAGAAAGGAAGCAUAUCCGACAUGCCCCGAGUCGGGAGCCACGUUGUUGCACAGGCUUUCGACGACGACCCUACGACCUUUUUCACCCACUGA
This is a messenger RNA of Colletotrichum orchidophilum, 714 nucleotides long. RefSeq lists its product as uncharacterized. The record is from RefSeq and is a predicted model, not a curated record. The coding region runs from base 1 to 714 and encodes 237 amino acids. The transcript has 2 exons. NCBI's taxonomy places the organism in Eukaryota, Fungi, Ascomycota, Sordariomycetes, Glomerellales, Glomerellaceae.